AUGACAGAUUCUCUGCAUAUUCCCGAAUGGAAAAGUACAGCAGCAACUUUAUUCAAUCCUUAUUUAAAUGUUUCAAAUACAAAAGUUCCUCGUACUCCUAUGCCACGUGCUUACACUUUAACAAAUCGAACAUAUAGCGACAUAACAUCCGAUAAUUUAUCAGCGAAUAAUAGCACAAAUAUUUGCAAUAAUACGCGAAUUGAUGUUGUACCAACUAAUAUUAAAUCACAAGUUGUUUCAAAACGGAAACUUAAUACAUCUGAUGAUGUUGCCAUUUAUGUACAACAAAUGAUUCAUUCACAAUUUUGUGGCAGAAGUGGUACUCCAAGUGAUGUUCGAUAUGAUGAUAAAAAACUUCGAACAAAUAAAAGCCGCAUAACAAGUGGGAAAAGUGAGAGACAUUCAGCAAAACAACAAAAACAGCAUGAUCCUGAUUGUCCGUUUUCUCAACCAUUAAACGAUUUUUUUAGUGCAUCAGAACAACAAAUGUCUCGUAUGUUUGAAAAUGACUACAGUUCAGAUUCAAUUGAUGUUGAAAAUGUAAAAGUAGUCAGUCGCACAAAACCCAGUGUAACAUUGGGUGCAAUGUGUGGCAUAGCCCUCACUAUAGGUGAUAAAAUGGCUCAGAGCAAAGAAAAGGUUGGUCUAGAAGCUAUUCGUGGUUUUCGCCUUCCAUCAGCUCGUCUUCAAUAUGACUCGUAUGAACAUCAUCCAAUGACUGCAGCGGCUGUCCUCGGAGAACGUGAAGAAAGUGAGCCUCUUCGUAUUGCCGAUGUAUUGAAUGAUGAUAGUUUUGAACAACAACAAAUGAUUGAGAUAGUGAAUGAUUCUUACAAUUCUUCUCGAACAAGUCUUCAAAAACGACAAAUUAAAUCAUCAUUAAGUGAAAAAGAAAAUCAUAACAGUGUUAAUCAGACAAGAAAUACACCAGUCAAACAUCGCUCACAAUCAUCUCGUAUAUUCUCAAAAGGAAAUGAUAUUCAAAAGCUCAAAGAUUGGAGAGGAAAAAUAACGAGACCUAAUUUACCAGAUGUAAGAAGUCGAUUAAAACGACAAAAUUCUGGCAUUAUAUCCCCGCCAAGACCAUGUACAGCUGCGAGCACUCUGUCAAAAUCUCGACCAGAUUCGGUUGCAUUAAAUUCAACUGAUUCUAUAUUUGUUGAUACAACAAGUAGAAAAAAUACAUUUGACCGCGAAGACAAUUCUCCAACUACAAAUGCUAAGAGUGCACCAACUAGUUCAUUGAAAAGUCCAGGUAAACUAACACGACGACAACAUCCGUUAAAUGUACGAAUUGGACAAACACUUGUACGAUCUGUGUCAGAUGAGAAACUGACUAGUAACAGUAAAACGAACACCGAAACUCCCAGUGAUCGCGAUCCAUUCACACCAACUCGACAAAUGUUUAGUGAAAUGACUGGUACAGAUAAUCUGACUGGUGACUAUGCGCCGCGUCCGACACCGGACGAUGCAGGUCGAUCAUCAGGUUUUACCUAUUCUACUGAAGAUCAAUUAAUGGUAAAACCAACACAUACUCGUCUGACGUCAUCUGAAGAUUUAAUUGAUGAUAUGCCCACAGUUGAAGUCCGAGGAAAUUAUAAAUUAAUCAAAAGUUCAACAGGUCAAGUGUAUAAAACUAUCGAUUCUUCUUAUUAUCAACAACAUCAACAUCAAUCAAGUACAGCUAGUAAACAAUUUCCUGCUACAAGUCAAUUGAGUGAACUAAACUUAACUCAGUUAGAACUGUUAGAAAAUUAUGAUCCAGGGAUAUCCGAGAAAAUUGGUGCUGCUUUUAUACCUGUACAAAUAUUAGCUAGACCGAAAGAUGCAGCUGAUGUGUGUUCAAUGACUAUUAAUGAAAUUGAACAAAAGUAUCCGAAAAAAAGCGGUCAACCAGUAUUUAAUCUUCCUCGAUCACAUACAUCAAUUAAUAUUGCUCAAACUCUUCAAUUAACAAAAUCAAAACGUUUGCCUGUAACACGUCAAACAACGUUAGAAUGUAGGUCAAAUGAAGAAGAAAUGAAAUCAAUUCUAAAUAUAGUACCGUAUGAAAAUCAACAAGCGUUAGUUAUUCGUACUGUUGCACCACCUCCACCAACAAGAAUAAAUGAUUUUUUACGGCAUACAAAUUCCACAAGAACAUCAUGGAAAAAUAAUCAAACAAAUUCAAAUUCAAGUGAAGAUAGAAAUUAUUUAAGUGUACUCGCAAGAUCAUUAGAUGAACAAUGGGCCAUUUUUGAUCAGUUACAAGAAGACGAAAGAAUGCAGUUAUUAGAGAAGAAUUUGAGUGUAUUAAAUAUCCGAACAAAACAGGAAGUUGUUCAAAUGCGUAAAAGUCCCACGAAGAAAUACUAUGGCGAUACAAAUCCUACUGUUCGUCCUGUUAAAAAACUAUCAAUAAUUACGGGAAAUGAUCAAAAUCAGACUCAACGCAAUAAAUUAAAACAAGGAAGACCAAUACCCAGCGUUUUUCUCACACAAGAUCCUGAUGAAGCUCAGCAUGCAGCAUCAAUUUAUUAUCAAGCGCGUAAAGACACCGAUAUUAAACGUGUUUUUAAAGGUUUUGUUGAGCAAAAUUAUUCUAAAAGAUUAUCGGCCGAAGAAAGAAAACGUCGUGAACAAGAGCAAAUGGCUGCUAUUAAAAUUCAACGAGCUUAUCGUGAUCAUCUAAAACGUCGAACAUUAAUAGAAAAUCGUUCACCUGACACGUCAUGGAAAGAUCAUUAUCGACAACACCGGAGAGCUUUGUCUGCGAAAAAAGCCGUGCAUGUUGAAGAUAAUAUAUUCGAACAACAAAGAAUUCAUCACGAGAACGAUGCCUAUUUGAAUAAAAUAAAUGAUACUGGACCUUCUGUUCAGAUAUUUGCAAGUUUCAAUGAUAUUGAUGAGAAAUUUUCUCGAAAAACUCUUGCUCGUGCUGCAAUUUGCAUUCAACGAUGGUGGCGUGGUCAUUCAGUUCGAAAUCGUUUGAAAAAUCUUAAGCAAGAGGUAGCUCGAGCUGGUUUCACCUGGACCAAUUUUUCACAACGAUAUCGCCAAGUAAUUCGUCGAAUACAAGAACUAAGAGGAGUUGAAAAGCCAAAAUUUGUUUUUAAUACAAGUGAAGCACGUGCAUUUUUGAUACAUGAAAAAAAAUUGACCACCAUUUGCAAAGCAUUGUCGUUUAAUAAUAAAAUUGAUGUAGCAGAUAUAACCAAAUUGUUUGAAUAUUGUGAUUUGUCAGCAAGCAAUUAUGAAAUUAAAGAAGCAUUAGACGCAGUAGCAUUACAUUAUUCCGUGGAUCUGAAUGAACCGUUUAGUCGGACAAUGGCACUCGAUGUUCUCUAUUACGUCUAUCCACCAAAAGGAACUAAAUUACUCAUAUCAAGAAAAUCAACAUGGGUGAGGCCAAUUGUAGAUGGUGAAGAUGAAAGUGCUUUGAUAGGUACACCUUAUUUGGAACCAACAGAUAUGAAUGUGAUCUAUAAAUUUUUGUCGAAAGAAGCAAAAGAAAGGGACCAACAAUAA
Molecule: messenger RNA, 3507 nt
Organism: Didymodactylos carnosus
Lineage: Eukaryota; Metazoa; Rotifera; Eurotatoria; Philodinida; Philodinidae
Source: the annotation of a GenBank genome assembly